GCAUGUUGCAGCCUCGAAAGUUGGCUUGAUUGAUUGAUUGAAUUCUUGAUUGAUUGAUAGAUUGCUUGAUGUUACAAUAAGUACCCACAGGUGCUGGAUUGCUUGAUUGCCUCCAGGUCUGCCACACUGGCUGCCGUUUCCUUGUCGUCCCACCCCAUCAUAAGCUCACAAGUUCUGUGCGUGUUGAGAUGGGAUGAAUUCCUGUGGAUAUAACAUGCGCGCACCAUGCUGCAUCAAUUCAAUUCCCUCGUCAAAGGAUCCGAGGAGCAGAUCAGCCAUGGCGAACUCGCCGAGCUGCUGCGUGCGCCGUUACGACCAGCGCGCUCUGUUGACACUUCCUUCUUCGACUCGUGCCAGCACUUGUCCGGUGGCCCCGUUCUGCCGCUUGAGCGCACACUCACUGCUGAGAGCUUAGUUCGAGUGCGUUGCAGCUCAGACAGCGGCCAGGCUACGAGGUCGAAUGGACCUUCUCAGGUCGAAGGUGGACCUGGCCAUGAGUUUGAUCGUGUGUCCGAGGAGAGGUGGACAGAGCAGAAUGAGCCUCGGGAGUAGCCCUCGGAACUUCGAUAUGGGAGUGCCUUCAAGCAUCUGGAUCAAUGGGUUAUGGAAAAUCAAAACGGGGAGGGUGCGAGCGCCAGGUAUCCCGUUCCUGUAGUUCCUUGGACAAGGCCACUUUCAGAGCUGCGGAGAGUCUUCAGGGCGAGAAGCGACGCUAUUUCGAUGGGGCGACAGUUGGAGGUGCCGGGUGUGUACAGGACGGCCAGUGAUGCAGUUGCGCAGAGCAGGCAGUUUUGGCUUCCGCCGGGAGUAGAGAAGACCAGCAGCGUCGAUGUGAUGGUUCUAGGCCGUCGGAGCUCCCUGCCAGAUUACAACCACACUGUGGUGGACAUUCUCACUGCGCAACCAGGCAGUGGCGUGGGCCUGGAAGAUGUGAGCAGGAAUGUUUUGGCUGCUGGGCCGACCCGCACGAUUAGCUCGUGCAGCACGGAUAGCGCAGCGGAGCACUGCAGGAAAACAAUGUUUGUGAGAGGAUUUGAACCUAAAUUUCUGAGGAUAGGAUUCGGAACCGAAAGCUGAUGGUCAACUUGGGAGCGUCCAUCCAGAUUCCGUAUUAAAUUCUGUGCGUCACCAGAGUUUGUCAGCAGCGCUUGGAGGAGCCACUUAUCGAGCUGGGAUGUGCGUGUCGAGGGGAGAUGGCUAAGUCGCACAAAUCUUGCAUCGAGAUGUGGUUUAAGAACAAAAGGUCUAACGUGUGCGCGGUUUGCCAGCAUGUUGCUGCUAACAUACCAGCUUCAGAGACAUCGCUCUCGCCGCAUUUCUGGGUGUGGAAAGUUGGGGAACGAUCUAGCAGUGGCGGGCAAUCAGUAUACAGAAGCACGCAAUCGGGCAGGGGCAGACACUGAGCUGAUGUUGAACCCCCCAAUGCUGAUUACGGUUAUGAGGAGGCAUCCUUUGGCUCUAAUUCUGUGGAUUGGCGUGCUUGCAUUUAUGACUUACCUCUUCGUGGAUGCCAUCAAGACUAACUCAAUCGGAUACGCCACAGUUCGCAUUGGCUUCGUUUAUGGGAUUUUGAUGAUAUUUUGGUUGGGCACGAUUUUGAGGUGGGUGUUGAAGUAUUGUCAAGAACGUCGUCUCUGGGAAAUGGAUAUGUCGCCUGAGGCUGAGAAUCCGACAAUGGAUUGUUUCACGCGCAAGUUUCACAAACCGACGGAGGUAACAACGGGAGCCCCCGUCUUGUAGAAGUUCGCCACUUCUACUUCAACUACGUUGAUUUCUGCUGAAGUGGCUGUAGUCUACAAUUCCUUCGCUCAAUUUUGCUGAUUCUCAGAUUGUUGAUUAGCUGACAGGUAUGAAAUUCAAUGACCUUCUACAUGUUUCGUCAAGCAUGGCUUGACUGUCCUAUGUAUCAAUUUGUUUUCACAUUGAGACUUAAAGGAGUCUGUUGACCCGUGGUGACCAUCACUGCUGUCACCGCAUGAGUAUGUCCACAGAGCCUACGAUUCCCUAGUUGGUGGUCAGGAAAAGUGAACCGCAUCAAUUCUGGCAACGACUGUUUCUAGGUUACUUUGGAUCCAGUUUCUUAUCUUAACGAAAUCGUCGUCGCUGAGCCCUUCAGAGUACUGCACUCCACAACUUCUACACAAGCUCAUUGUGGGCAGGCAGAUGGAUGAAUUGGUAUACCAGGGAAAACUUGUCACCAAUCUCCAUGGUGCGCAUCUCCCUUUCACAAUGUUUCGAGGGGUACGCAAAUCGUCAAGAAUUACUUUGAACCUUGAAGAAAGACCAUCACCUAUUUGUAGGAUAAAUCUGUAAAUUAGAUGUCUUUCUCAAGUUGAAAUAUAAGUACGAACGCCAAAUUUUCAUUAAAAAAU
This is a messenger RNA of Physcomitrium patens, 2372 nucleotides long. NCBI's taxonomy places the organism in Eukaryota, Viridiplantae, Streptophyta, Bryopsida, Funariales, Funariaceae. The record is from RefSeq and is a predicted model, not a curated record.